Messenger RNA from Nerophis ophidion (straightnose pipefish), 5254 nucleotides. RefSeq names its product thrombospondin, type I, domain containing 7Ab (gene thsd7ab). The transcript has 31 exons. Gene Ontology annotation, biological process: actin cytoskeleton organization. The record is from RefSeq and is a predicted model, not a curated record. Lineage: Eukaryota; Metazoa; Chordata; Actinopteri; Syngnathiformes; Syngnathidae. The coding region runs from base 1 to 5073 and encodes 1690 amino acids. Gene Ontology annotation, cellular component: plasma membrane.
AUGCCAGGGCCUUGGGGGAGGUGCAUGGGCAGCGACUGCGGCCCCGGCGGCAGCCAGAGCCGGGCGGUGUGGUGCGCCCACGUGGACGGCUGGACCACGCUUCACACCAACUGCAACCAGGCCCAGCGUCCAUCCAACCAGAGAAACUGCUUCCGCGUGUGCGACUGGCACAAGGACCUUUAUGAUUGGCGGCUGGGACCCUGGAACGAGUGCUUGUUGGUGUCCCCCAGGGCCUUGGAUGCCCCGCGCCUUUUCACCUGUAGCGGAGGCAAAGAGGGCAUCCAGACCCGGGAGGUGGGUUGCAUACUCAAGUCAGAUGGAUCUCCAGCCGAGGACGCGAUCUGUGAGUACUUUGAGCCUCAGCCCCGCCUGGAGCAGGCCUGUUUGAUCCCCUGUCCCCAGGAGUGUGUGGUUUCUGAAUAUUCUCCGUGGACCUCUUGCUCUAAAACAUGUGGAACCGGCCUCCGGAACCGGGUCAGGAGCGUCUUGGUUCCUCCUCUUUAUGGAGGAGCCAUGUGCCCCAACCUCACUGAGUUCCAGUCAUGCAAACCAGGGCCUUGCAACGGUCCAGAGGGCAUGUACAGUCUCAGGGUCGGGCCCUGGAACCCCUGCAUCUUGCCACAGACCCGGACGGCGCGCCAGGCCAAGCGCAGGAAGGGUAAAGGUCAGGGAGGGGACAAAGAUCCGGAGACAAGGGAGCUUAUCCAGAAGAAAAGGAUCAGGAACCGCCUAAACCGGCAAGAGAGUUCUUUCUGGGACAUCCAGGUGGGCUACCAGACUCGAGACGUCACCUGCAUUCACAGAAACAGCAGCUCUGUGGGACGCAGCCUGUGCAGCCAGCGGGAGGUGCCACUCACCAUCCAGUCCUGCGUCCUGUCCAAAGACUGCCAGGUGAGCGACUGGAGCGCCUGGGGCCUCUGCUCCGAAGCCUGCUCUGACCCCGCCUACCCCCGAGGACGCCGCACUCGGAGCAGACAGGUGCUCCAGUUCCCCGUGGGGGACGGCACAGAGUGCCCGCCGCUGGACGAGAGGGAACCGUGCGUGCCUGAUGGUGACUCCUCGAUGCCCUGCGCCGCCUACACAUGGAGGACCACUGAGUGGGCCGAGUGCCGAGUGGACUUGUUGCUAAGCCAACAGGACCGUCGGCGUGGCAACCUGACGGGACUUUGUGGGGGAGGUCUGCAGACCCGCGAGGUCUACUGUGUCCAGGCCAAUGCCGAGCUCCUGAAGUACAUGGAGGACGUCAGGGAGAAGGACAAAGCUGCUCAGACCCAAAAGCAACAGAAGCCUAGUGUCCCUCCCCUCCUGUCCAUCUCCUUCCAGAUCACAGCUUCACGCCCAGUGGAGAACUCGCUGUGCGAGGGUCCCGUUCCCGAGCGGUCCCAACUGUGCCAGAUAGCCUGUCCCAUCGAGUGCCAGGUGUCGCUUUGGGGCGCUUGGGGGCCGUGCACCUUCGAGAACUGUGACGAUCAGGCGGGAAAGAAAGGUUUCAAACUGAGGAGGCGCCAGAUCACCAACAAGCCGACAGGGGGCCCUGCUAAUUGCCCGCACCUGGUGGAGGGGCUGCCCUGCGACGAGCCCACAUGCUACGACUGGCGCCUGGUCGGGCUUGACCGUUGCGUCCCCGCCGAGCAGAGGGCCUGCGGGCCUGGCACGCAGCUGGCACAGGUCCAAUGUGUCAACAGCAGCGGGGAAGAGGUGGACAAAAGUCUGUGCUCAUCCACACCGCCUCAGGAGCCCGUGGUCUGUGAGGUGCCUUGCUCCAGGGACUGCGUGCUCAGCGACUGGACAACCUGGUCCACCUGCUCUCAGACCUGCUCCAGUAAAACCAUUGAGGGCAAGCAGAUGAGGACUCGCUCCAUUCUGGCCUACAACGCAGGAGAAGGUGGCGCCCUGUGCCCCAACAGCAGCGCCCUCCAGCAGGUGCGCAACUGCAACGAGCACCCCUGCACCGUCUACCACUGGCAGACCGGGCCUUGGGGGCCGUGCACCGAGGACCCCUCCACCGCUUCGUCCCUCAACGCAUCGGCGGCGGCCUCUGCCAGCACAGGCCCCGGUGGCUGCUCCAAGGGCAUGCAGACCCGGAAGGUCAUCUGUGUGCGCGUCAACGUGGGCCAGGUGCCCCCCAAGAAGUGUCUCCCAUCUGGAAGAAAAGAUGCGCAGAGAAACGUAGACAACGGCAUGAGCAGGCAGCCAGAACUACCCCACCAGGUUCAACACACACCUCCUCCACGUGUGGAGAAACCCGAUGUGCAAUGGGUCUUCACAGCCACACGAGUUGGGCCUAUUGGCUCCACAGCAGAGGAUGAAGGAGGAGAUGAUGACGAUCUACUCCUUUUUAGAAAGCAUAGUUCAUUUCGCUACCUCUCAGGUGUGGGACUCCUGCCAGCUGCGGCAGCUGGCCAGGAAGAGUUAAGGCAGGCAAUUUUUGGCCCUUUCCUCAUGCCAGGAGCUGGCAACGCCGUGAAAAAGAAGCAAUCAAGGAAGCGUCUCAUCAUCCAGAAUCCUUCCAAUGGAGGCCAGGACUGUCCCGAGCUGCUGGAGGAGGAGAGAGACUGUCAGCUCCCGGAAUCAUGUCCAGGCUUCAGGUGGAAAACCCACAAAUGGAGAAAGUGCCAGCUGGUCCCUUGGUUCCUCAGGCAGGACCGGCCUGGCGCUCAGGAGGCCUGUGGACCGGGGCUUCAAACACGAGCUGUGUCCUGUCGGCAGCUGGACGGCACACAGGUGGACGUCAGCGAGUGUCUGAAGUCGGCCAGGACCAUGCCGGCCAUCACGCAGCGCUGUCAGCUGCCCUGCCAGGACGACUGCCAGCUCACCAACUGGUCCAAGUUCUCGUCCUGCUCAGCCGACUGCGUGGGGGUGCGCACCAGAAAGAGGACACUAAUCGGGAGGAGCAAGAAGAAAGACAAGUGCAAGAACACGCAGAUGUACCCCCUGAGCGAGACCCAGUACUGCCCCUGUGACAAGUACAACGCCCAGCCGGUGGGGAACUGGUCCGACUGCAUCCUGCCCGAGGCGGGCCGAGCUGAGGGCACGUUGGGUCUGAAGGUCCAAGGGGACAUCAAGGAGUGUGGACAGGGCUACCGCUACCAGGCCAUGGUGUGCUACGACCAGGACAGCAGGCUGGUGGAGACGUCGCGAUGCAACAGUCACGGUUACAUCGAGGAGGCGUGCAUCAUUGCCUGUCCCUCCGACUGUAAACUUAGCGAGUGGUCCAACUGGUCCCGCUGCAGCAAGUCCUGCGGCAGCGGAGUCAAAGUGCGCUCCAAGUGGCUCCGAGAGAAACCUUACAACGGGGGGCGGCCUUGUCCCAAGCUAGACCACGUCAACCAGGCUCAGGUGUACGAGGUGGUGCCCUGUCAGAGCGACUGCAAUCAGUACGUGUGGGUGGCCGAGCCUUGGAGCAUCUGGAAGGUCAGCAACGUGGACCUAAAGGAGAACUGUGGAGAAGGUGUCCAGACCAGAAAAGUCAGGUGCAUGCUCAACACCAUCGACGGCCCCUCCGAGGCAGUGGAGGACUACCUGUGCGACCCAGAGGAGAUGCCUCUGGGGGCCCGCGAGAGCCGGCUGCCCUGCCCGGAAGACUGCGUCCUCAAUGACUGGGGCCCGUGGAGCCGCUGCAGCCUGCCGUGCACCAAGAGCAAGAGCCGGGGGCGCCUGGCGUACACGCUGCGCUCGCCCAGCGUGGGAAGGCUUUGUCCGAACAGCAGCGAGGAGGAGCCCUGCGGCCUCAACCUCAACUGCUUCAACUACUUCUACAACAUCACGGACUGGAGCACAUGCCAGCUGAGUCCCAGCGCCGUGUGCGGGAAGGGAAUCAAGACCCGCAUGCUGGACUGCGUCCGCAGCGACGGAAAGUCUGUCGACAUGAAGUUCUGCGAAGAGCUGAAUCUGGAGAAGAAGUGGCAGAUGAACAUCUCCUGCGUGGUCGAGUGUCCCGUUAACUGUCAGCUGUCCGAGUGGUCGGCAUGGUCACAGUGCUCUCAGACGUGCGGCCUGGAGGGUAAAAUGUGGCGCCAGAGGUCGGUGGUUCAGGCCUCGCAGGGCGACGGCCGUCCGUGUUCGUCCCAGAUGGAGCAGUGGAAGCCGUGUCCUGUCCGUCCCUGCUAUCGCUGGCAGUACAGCUCCUGGUCCGAGUGCAGGGUGGAGACCGUGGUGUGCGGUCACGGUACUCGCUACAGGAACCUGACCUGCUUCGUGUCAUACGGCGGCGAGGAGGGCGAAGGCAGCCAGGUGGACGAGGAGCUGUGCGGAGGCCUGGACUUGUCGGUGGACGGGGAUAAACGAAUCAGCCUGAAGGAGGCCUGCACGCUGCCCUGUCCAGGUGAGUGCUACCUGAUGGAGUGGUCGGACUGGAGCACCUGCGUCAGCAUCUGCGCCAAGGAGGCCGGUGUGGACUUCGGUUCCGUUCAGGUUCGCUCGCGUGCCGUGUUGGCCCAGGAACCUGAGAACCUGCAGCUGUGUCCGGACCAGGCCUGGGAGUCUCAACCCUGUACAGGAGGCGAGUGUUACGAGUACAAGUGGCUCAGCAGCGCUCCACCCGACUCAUCCCGCCCGCUCAUCUGGUGCCAGCGCUCCGACGGACUCAACGUCACCGGGGGCUGCCCUUCCGUCACCCCCAUGGCGGACAUCGGCGCCUGCGACCCGCCUUGUGUCCCGCCGACGUCCUUCUGCAGCGAGGCGGGAGUGUGUGUGUGCGAGGAAGGCUUCACAGAAGUGCUGUCCCCCAGCGGGCUGCUGGCCCAGUGUGCCCCCAUCCCUGUCCUGGAGAUCCCCACAGCGGGGGACAAGAAAGGGGACGUGAAGACCAGUCGUGCCAUUAACCCCACGAUGCCCGCCACCACCCAGCCAGGGCGCACGGGCCGGACCUGGUACCUGCAGCCCUACGGACCAGAUGGCAAGUUGAAGAUUUGGGUGUAUGGGGUGGCUGCCGGAGCCUUCGUGCUGCUCAUCUUCAUCGUGUCCAUGAUUUAUCUCGCUUGCAAAAAGCCAAAGAGACCUCAGAGACAGAGGCAGCAAAACAAUCGCCUCAAACCUUUGACGCUGGCCUACGACGGGGACACGGACAUGUAGUCGUGCUGAGGGGGACGCGUGGCUUCACCUAUCACGGCGGGGACGAGGUUAUUUUUGUUUUUUUUCUGUCUUUUUUUUUCUUCUUGUGCAGCACGAAGGGAGAAGAAGAAAAUCAUUUUAGAGAACACCAGAACAUCUCUUUUUUUUUACUGUGCAAGUCAGUCAUGACCUUUGCCCUCUU